Molecule: messenger RNA, 567 nt
Organism: Strongylocentrotus purpuratus (purple sea urchin)
Lineage: Eukaryota; Metazoa; Echinodermata; Echinoidea; Camarodonta; Strongylocentrotidae
Exons: 5
Coding region: 21-542 (173 amino acids)
Cellular component (GO): cytoplasm
Molecular function (GO): ubiquitin-protein transferase inhibitor activity
Source: RefSeq, a predicted model, not a curated record
GGAUCCAGAAAGAAUAUAGAAUGGCGGCAGAAUUGAAGAAGCUUGCUGACAAUUUCCUUGAAGACCAGUCAUCAUGGGAACCGUCUCUCUUUCUCGGAGCUGUCCGAGAGCUGGUGGAUAGAGAAGAGACCAGUGCAGUCCUUGAAAUUCUACAGAAUGGCAGUUAUAAGGCUCUGGUGGAGACAGUAGCUUGGGACCUCCUGCCGAUAAUCACCCCACAUGUCAGUGACACUGAGACAAACAACGAUGUUUACAAGGACUCGGCACAGAUACUCAAUGACUUGGCAGAGAUUGGGAAACCUAAAGAGAUGAUCUUGGGUUAUCUAGAGCAGCUUGAUCGUUUCCUUGACGAUGGCACCUACAGAAUACUCCUUAAACCACUCUCAACAGUUUUGAUGCGAUUUGGCCUCACCAAGAGUCAUCAGAUGAAUCAGUCGUUUAUUCUGCUACACACCCAUCUACAGACUGCAAAGGUAAGGCAUCAUCCAGUACUAGUGUCCGGUCUCUCUGAGUUCAUGUGUAAUACACAAAAUAAAUCAUAAAUCAUUCCCACUCUUCGGAAUAAUU